AUGUGGCAGAAGAUACAGUCUCACCAACUAGAGCUCGGACCAUGAAGGACUAUGAAAAUCAAAUCACUGAUCUGAAAAAAGAGAACUUCAACCUGAAGCUCCGUAUAUACUUUCUGGAGGAGCGAAUGCAGCAGAAGUUUGAUGGUCCCACUGAAGAAAUAUACAAAAUCAACAUUGAGCUGAAAGUUGAGAUAGAAAGUCUGAAGCGUGAUCUGCAGGAGAGAGAGAAACUGCUCAUCAAAGCCUCGAAGGCAGUGGAAAGCUUGGCCCAGGGUGGUAAUGCUGAAAUACAGCGCGUGAAAGAAGAGGCACAAAAGAAGAUACAAGAAACAGAAGAAAUCCUGACUGGCAGAAUAAACUUUCUGGAAGAGAAUCUUAAAGCUGCCCAAGAAGAAGUGGAGAAAGCCAUUGCAAUGUCAGAGAAGGAGAAAUCUCUGAGAAUAGCUGCCGAGCAGAAGCUUUCUUCAGUUAUGAAUGCCCCUGCAAAAGAUGUGGAUAUGGUUACAGGAGCUGAGAAAGACAGACUUAUAGAGCAACUGAAUCUGUCAUUGAAAAGUAAAGAAGCAAUAAUUCAACACCUUGAAGAGGAAAAGUCUCAGAGUGGAUCUUAUGAUGGGAACUUAUCUGCAGAAAAAAUCAGAGAACUUACCAUUGCUUUGAGGCAUGAAAAAGAUAGUGAGAUAGAGGCUGUUAGAAUGGAGCUUAAAAACGAGAGAAAUUCCUUUGAAAAAAAGAUUCAGUCACUUCAAGAAGAGCUACAGGAGAGAGAAAAUGAGCUUGCUGUUGAAAAGAAGAAUGGUUUGAAAAGGGAUAAAACCAUUCAAGGGCUAACUGUUGCACUAAAAGCCAAGGAGAAAGAGAAUGAGGAGCUUGGUUCUGAAAUUGAAGAUCUAAAUGCUUCAUUGGCAAAGGCAAGAGAGGCAACUCACAAAGCACACAUCCAAAAAUUCAAGGGUGCUGAGGAUUAUCAAGCUCUCUUGAUGGAGAAAGAGACCCUCUUAGCAGAGCUGCGUUCAGAAAACCUUACAAAGGAUGCUGAGAAUCGGAAACUACAAAGGAGGAUUAAAAGGACCGAUCAAGAGCUGAAUGAUUUGAAUUUAGAAAGAGAGAAAAUGGAGAAGGAGCUGGAUGAAGCACAACUACAGAAGAGCAGAA
Molecule: messenger RNA, 1155 nt
Organism: Mesitornis unicolor (brown roatelo)
Lineage: Eukaryota; Metazoa; Chordata; Aves; Mesitornithiformes; Mesitornithidae
Product: CDK5 regulatory subunit-associated protein 2-like
Exons: 10
Biological process (GO): regulation of mitotic cell cycle spindle assembly checkpoint; negative regulation of centriole replication; positive regulation of microtubule polymerization
Cellular component (GO): mitotic spindle pole; perinuclear region of cytoplasm; microtubule organizing center
Molecular function (GO): calmodulin binding; gamma-tubulin binding; protein kinase binding
Source: RefSeq, a predicted model, not a curated record